CCUCAGGCUGGCCUCCGCCUUCAGGGACCUGGAGCUCUUCCCAGGGGCCCCCAAAUGGAUGGGACAUGGGCACCAUUAGAGAGGGGCGUGACUGCUACAUCAACCACCUCUCCCAGAGCAGCUCCCUGGAGGAAGUCCGUCUAAAUGGAGACAAGUUUGUGCCGCCGGCGCCCCGGAAGGUGGACAUGAGGCGAGACCCCGUGCUCGGCUUUGGAUUUGUGGCCGGCAGUGAGAAACCCGUAGUGGUCCGCUCAGUCACACCAGGGGGUCCGUCUGAAGGCAAGCUGAUCCCAGGGGAUGAGAUCAUCAUGAUUAAUAAUGAGCCAGUCAGUUCAGCUCCCAGAGAGAGAGUCAUCGACCUCGUCAGGAGCUGCAAGGAGUCCAUAUUGCUGACUGUCGUUCAGCCAUACCCUUCACCCAAAUCAGCAUUUAUCAGCGCGGCCAAAAAGGCUAAGUUAAAGACCAAUCCUGUCAAAGUCCGCUUCGCUGAGGAGGUCAUCAUCAAUGGACAAGUCCCAGAAAUGGUCAAAGACAACUCCCUGCUUUUUAUGCCAAAUGUUCUGAAGGUGUAUCUAGAGAAUGGGCAGACUAAAUCAUUUAAAUUCGACAGCAACACAUCCAUUAAGGACGUCAUCAUGACCCUGCAAGAAAAGCUAUCCAUUAAGUGCAUUGAGCACUUCUCUCUGAUGCUGGAGCACAGAGCUGAGGGGUCUGCCAGCAAACUCAUGCUCCUGCAUGAACAGGAGAUGCUAACUCAGGUGACACAGAGGCCAGGGUCACACAAGAUGAAGUGCUUCUUUCGAAUCACUUUUGUCCCAAAGGAUCCAGUGGACCUGCUGAGGAGAGAUGCCAUAGCCUUUGAGUAUCUCUACGUUCAGAGCUGUAACGAUGUGGUACUGGAGAGAUUUGGGUCAGAACUGAAAUAUGACACAGCCCUCCGUCUGGCUGCCCUGCAAAUGUACAUUUUAACCAUCAAUACCAAACAGACUCAGAAAGUUUCCCUGAAGUAUAUUGAGAAGGAGUGGGGUUUGGCCUUGUUCCUACCACCUGCUGUGCUGUCAAGCAUGAAAGAGAAGAAUAUUAAAAAAGCAAUUACCCACAUCUUGAAAACCAACCAAAACUUGGUGCCACCUGGUAAAAAGCUGACUGCCUUGCAGGCAAAGGUACAUUAUCUGAAGUAUCUCAGUGACUUGAGGCUUUAUGGGGGACGUGUGUUUAAAUCAACCCUGGUUCAAGGGGAGAAGCACACAGAAGUAACUUUGCUGGUAGGACCCAAAUAUGGCAUCAGUCAUGUGAUAAACACCAAAACUAAUCUUGUGGCACUUCUGGCCGACUUCAGCCAUGUGAACCGCAUUGAGAUGUAUUCAGAAGAUGAGAACAGAGUUAGAGUGGAGCUACAUGUCCUAGAUGUGAAGCCCAUAACUCUUCUAAUGGAGUCUGUUGAUGCGAUGAAUCUGGCCUGUUUGACUGCUGGCUACUACAGAUUACUCGUGGACUCUCGACGUUCCAUCUUUAACGUGGCCAAAAACACAAACAGCAACCCUGCUAAAGUGAAGCAAAACUUUCAGGCCAUCGAGUGCACGUACAGCAUACCCCAUAAAAGCUGUGAAGACAGAAACAACCAGAGGUGCAGCCAAGAAUAUUUGGAACAGGAGUGUGAAUAUCUCAACCACAGCAGGUGUGAAAGUCAACCUGUGUACAUAACAGAGAUCCACCAGCCCCAGCAUCCAGUGCACAUGUUGGACAGAGCAGAGUGCUGUAGACCUCCGUGUUCUCAAACUUAUCUCAACCUCCCAAGACCCAAACCCCAGGACUCCUCCAGGAAUGCCAAGGUUUCCUUCAUAUUUGGGGACCCUCCUUUGGACAGCGUGAACCCCCAAAAUCUGGGCUACCAGAGACUAAUGGAUGAAGGCCCAGAAAUUGCAGACAAUCACAGCCACAUGUAUAGGCGCCUUGAGGAGGAUUAUAAAAUGAUGGAUGCUUUAGAGGAAGGCUAUCAGUACUCCACCAAAAUCUUUGGUCCUACGGAGUGCAUCGAGGAGCCACUGCUGCAUGACAUCUGCUAUGCAGAGACGACCGAUGAUGCAGAGGACGAGGAUGACAUCAGCUGUGAGGAGGACAUGGUGAUGAGUGACAUUGACAAGCCUAUGUUGCUUACACUCUCAGGGUCCAGCGAUGACAUAAUUGACUUGACCUCCCUCCCUCCACCACCGGAGGUAAACGAUGAGGAGGACAAUGACGUGCUGCUGCACUCUCUGAACAUGGCCAUUGCUGCUCCUCCUCCUGGUUUCAGGGACAGCUCAGAUGAAGAUGAACAGCAGGGAGCUGGGACUCGGGCCAAGGGAGCCUGUAAUGAUAUUCCAGUGUCUCUAAUAGAUUCAGUGCCCACCCACCGAGCAGAGGGACCUGGGGAGCCUCUGGACGAUGCAGUGGUGUCUACCUUACAGGCACUUGAAGCACUGGCUGCUUCUGAAGAACAGAGUCCGGCCCAGUCAGAGAGUAGCACAGGUGUAGAAAUAUCACGAGCAUUUAGCCCGGAGUCUUCAGAUUCUGGCAAUGAGACCAACUCCUCUGAGAUGACAGAGAGCUCCGAGCUGGUUGCUGCUCAGAGACAUUCCGAGAAUCACCUGAGGAUGCAUGCAGCCAUGCCACAAGGAUACCACGCCAUAAAUGAGAAAAGAGCAGAGGGAAACACAGGUGUUGAGCAUCAGGGGGAGGCAAAGUCUGCCGUUGCCUCCUCACAGAUUUUUCACUCAGAAGGGGGUGAGAUGGAACCAGAGACUAUGGAAAUAAAGUCAGUCAGGGACUACUUCACUAAGAUGCACUUGGGCUCAUUAAUGAGCAGACAGAAAGGGAAACAGAGGGAGACGGAGAGCGGUAUCCAAGGAGAUGCGUGCGAUUCCUCUGAUCAAUCCCAUAUUACUUCUCCAGAUUCAGCUAAAGAGGAGGCCCCCCAUCUUGUUGGGAAGUACAACGCUUUCACUGUGAGAGAUUCCUACUACAUGAACCAACUUGAUCUGGGGCGAACUCACUGUAAAGAAAGGCAGCAGAAAUGGCAGCAGAGAGCACCAGGAAACAAAAUGGCAGAGAAUCUCUCACCAGAAUGUGCAAAUGACUCACAGGCUUCCCACGCAGAUAGGCUGACAGCAAAGGCAGAGAAACAAGACUUAGAUGAAAGAAGCCAACAGUUAAAUGCCCAUCUUUUUUCCCCAUCCAAAGGGCCCUUCCCUGCAGAAAGUGAUGCAGCUUCACACGAGAACAAGCAGAAGCAGAUAAAGUCUUCACAGUCAGAGCAAGAAGUCACACGUUUAUAUGAUUUCCAUGUUAGCAAGCGCAUGUCAUCAAUUCAAAGCGAGGCGGUUCAUUCUCUCCAAAGCUCUCAAUGCUCCUCUAUAGAUGCUGGAUGUAGCACUGGCAGCAGCAGCUGUGUCACACCCAUGGAUUCCCCACUUUGUGCCACUGACAAUAUGCAUGUACUAUCAGAGACUUCACUCAAGGGGAUGAGUUAUGUCGCUGCUGAGGAGAAGGUGUAUGGACCUGCAGCGCAGGGGAAGGCUGGACAUCCAAUGGACCACACCCUGCUGAGGAAGAUCCAUGCAGCUACCAGCACUGAGUCAGGCUUUGGAAGCACACGUGACAGCGGUCACAGAGUGCCCAAAAUGAAAGAAACCACAGCUUGCACACAGCUGAAGAAGACUGGGAAAGAGUCAUCUCUCACUCUCUGUAAUGAGACCAGUACCACCUCCACAAUCAUGUCACCUUUAUCUUUACGAAGUAGCACAGAGCCCAGCGAGGUAACACUGGCCAGCCCUGAGCCCAACCUAUCUUCAUGCGACCUGGCAACAAGUAGCCUCAGGAAGCCGCACAGGGUUCACAUGCUCAAAAGGAGCUGGAGCACCUUAAUGCCAGGUUCCAAGAGCUUGGAAGUACUGAUAGGAAAGACCAAAGCCACACUUACAGGAAAGAUUGGUGGUCCGAAUCUGCAGUCUCAAGAUCCCCAAAAAGAGCAAAGAGGGUUCUUUGCCAAAACCUUACCCAAGAGUUUGUCCCAGGGAUCAGUUGCCUCCGAUUCGACUGGAAGACGACUGCAAACAGGAGUCUCGCUGCUGCUGCUGGAGUCAACAGCUCCGAGGUCAGACGCAGGAACGUGGCGGUGCCGUGGGCCGUUCAGUCACUGCUUCCUCAGGAAAGCUUCAAACGCUCAAGGUAGUGAUGAAGAUAAAGAAGUGUGUUCACAUGCCCUGUUUUCUGAGAGCUCCGUUUCUUCUGGCUGCAAGAAAACUGCGGCCUUGAAAGCAGGCUGUAAAGCUGAAGAAAACAACGUGCCCUCGUCUGUGAGCACCUUGGGUCUCAAAGACAGGCUAGCUUAUAUAAAUUCAAUGAAGGGAAAAACCUAUAGCCUUCACACAGGAUUUGCACUUGCACGGAAAGAUGCCUUAGAUAUGAUCAGUGUGUUGCGUUGCAGUGUGAGACAUAGGUCCAAAGGUGAUGUACCUGAGGUCAGUGAGGCUGACAUGGAGAUGCUCUCCCAGCUGCUUUCACUGCAGGCCAAAACGCUGAGCUCCGCCUGCAGUCAGAUGGCAACGGAGUACAGCAGCCCAGAGGAGCUGCUGCUCACCCUGACACACAGUUUCCAUACACUGUGUUGCUUAGCGCAAGCCUGCAUGUCACUAGUGGAGGGUCUGAGCAGUGAGAGCGAACGCAAUGAGGUGGUAGUGAAGGUGGACGAGGUCGUGAUGAACUACGUGUGUCUGCUGAAAGCUGCUGAGGUGGCUGCAGGAGGCUCCCCCGAUGACCAAAGUGUGAAUGCAUUGAUACAUUAUUCUGCCACCAUUUCUGUUCUUAUAAACACACUAACCAACUCACUGGAAACACUGCUCAACAAAAAACUGUUGUUUUCUUCUGAUUGUUGAUUUUUAAGCCAUACAUGUG
Molecule: messenger RNA, 4932 nt
Organism: Nematolebias whitei (Rio pearlfish)
Lineage: Eukaryota; Metazoa; Chordata; Actinopteri; Cyprinodontiformes; Rivulidae
Gene: frmpd4
Product: FERM and PDZ domain containing 4
Exons: 16
Coding region: 66-4913 (1615 amino acids)
Cellular component (GO): cytoskeleton
Molecular function (GO): protein binding
Source: RefSeq, a predicted model, not a curated record